UAGAGAACAAACCUGAACUGUCAUGGCGGUAAUCGUCAUGUUGAGUGAAAAAGUAAAGUGGUAAUAAAAAGUUGAAUUUCACAAGCAAAUGGCCAAUAAAAAGUCGUCAAAAUGUAAAAAUUUACAUUGAAGGCAAAAGAAGAAAUAGAAAAAACGCGUUUAGGGGAAGAAUUUGACAGGUGGAGAAGGAGAAUAUCGUGAUCUUUGUAAAGCGUCGUCAACCCGUAAAACAACCUCUCUUCUGAGUUUCAUCAUUUAAAUUUGCCAAUUUACAUUCGGUUAUUGGUUCCCAAAAAUAUUGGGGAACAAUUUUUUCAAAGAUUACAUAUCACGGUAAGAAUUUACAAUUAAAAAAAAGCAAUGGCAGAUAAUAAAAAGGUAGGCGAAACUCCUAGUGGAGAGGUUGUUAACGGAUUUCGAAGCUGCAGGGAUCUCAGCGAUAUAGUGCCACUUUAUUCAGCACGAGGGCUCUAUUUAAAACCAAUCGCAAAAAUUAACGUAUCCGUUAAUCUUCCACAGCUGAAAACCCCAGGAAAAACAAUAUCAACAUGGGAGGUUAUGGAGAAGAUACGCAUGUUGAUACGACCGGACGAAUUUGCCUCGCUGAAAGUCUCCAAGAGUACAUUGGAGUUUAUCAGAUUGGAGGGCGAUCUGAGGGACAGAUGCCGAUUGCAGAGGGUCCUUGCCAGAUUGGAAUCGCAGCGCUUAAAUCUUGCCGGAUUCAGCAAUAUACUGAAAGUUCGUGCCGCCGAGGCGAAGGAUGAUUUUCCAACGAGACACUCCUGGGAUUCUUAUUUUCGUGAUGCGAAACAUAUGAAUGAGCUGAAAUCUGGUGAGCGACCGGACACACUUCAUGUGCAGGGACUUCCUGUUAAAUGGUUCACGGAGGAUGGCGAAGUUCCCGAUGAGUCAAUGGUGGCAAAGAUUUUCAAGAAAUGGGGCACUCUCAGGCGAAUCGAUGUACCGGCUGCUGAUCCUUAUCGAGCAAAAAUGCGAUUGGGAACGAAUAUUCAAAAGUUCAAUUUUGGUGAGGGUGUAUUUUUUGAUGCGUAUAUUCAGUAUGUUGAAUAUAUGGAUUUUAUGAAAGCUAUGGAUGCGUUGAGGGGAAUGAAACUUAUGAAGAAGGAUGGACAAAAUUGUCUUACUGCCGCUUUGAAGGUGGAUUUUGAUAAAACAAAGCACAUGAGCGAUAGUUCAGUGUCGCAGAGAGAAUUUGAGAGAAAAAGAUUAAUAGCCCAAGAAAAUCUUGCUGCCGAGAAACAACGUAGAAAAGAAGAAUUAGAAACUCGUAAACGAGAAGAGCAAAAAAAGAAAGAAGAAACUGAAUCAGCCGAUAAAGAGAUACGUCGUAAGAAGAGAGAAGACAAACGCAAGAGGAAAGUUUUAACUGUAUUUCGAAAGCAGGAAGAGGAUAAAGUUUCCAUGAAAAUUGCCAGAGAGGAACGAAAAUUAAUCAAGGCGCAAAGGCAGCUGGAAAGUAUUCGAUUACUUGACGAAUUAUUCGACAGAAUAAAAAUAAAAAUAGAAAGAAAAGAAAUUGACGUUAAAUCGAAGGACAAUUCAAAGGAUGGAGGUAGAGACAGUGAUAAUUCGGGCGAUUCAAAGAAAAAAGAAAAGAAGAAGAAAAAGAAAAAUAAAAAGGAGAAAAAGAAAAAAAAGAAAAAGAAGAGUUCUGAUACAUCGUCAGACUCGGAUGAGGAAACAAAGCGAAAGAAAAUGAAAAGCACGUUAAAUAGAAACGUAUCUCAUGAAAUUCCACCAGGUCCUCCAAUGGAUCCAACAUUAUCAAUGCCACCAAUGUAUCCACGUUUUCCACAACCUUGGUACUAUGAUCCAACGCUUCCAAUGAUCUAUCCACCAAUGGGACGUGGAAGAGGUCGUUUUCCCCGAAGUAGAGGUCGAGGUAAUCCCCAACGUGGUCUUAUGAAUAAUCGCUCCCUACGUGGCUUCAAUCCUCAUUUAUAUAACGAACAAUAUUAUAAAUAUUUCGCCAAUCUCGUGGGACAAGAUUAUCGAUCAUACGAUAAUGAAUACGAUCGUGCAUCGAGAUCACGUUCUCGCAGUCGGCGACGAUCAAUUUCACGUUCCAGAUCAAGAUCAAGAUCGAGAUCAAGUAGAAGAAAGAGGAGACGAAGUGAUAGUCGCGACAGAAGUAGAUCGAGAAGUCGAAGCAAAAGUAGAAGUCGCAGUCGUUCGAGAAGAAGGAACAGAUCGAGAUCAAGAUCAAAAUCAAGAUCAAGGGCUAGAUCAAAAUCGAGGAAUAGGUCAAAAUCGAGGGCUAGGUCAGCGUCAAGGGGGAAAUCGAGAACAAGGUCAAAAUCGAGGUCAAGAACAAGGUCAAAAUCGAGAUCAAAAUCACGAUCGAAAUCGAGAUCAAGAAGAUCGAAACGAAGCGCAAAUUCACGUUCGCGUUCUGAAUCGCGUUCGCGGCGGAAUUCGUGGUCGAAACGUAAACGCAGAAGGUCCGAAUCACAGGUUCGUGUAACGAGAGCAAAAUCGCGUUCAGUGUCGGGUAGAAGACGUUCGAGAAGUAGUACUUGGUCGCUGCCAAAAUCGCCGAGGCAGAGAAGUUGUUCCUGGUCGAAGGAGGCAGACAGUGCGGACGCCGAUAGGAAACAAAAGGAAAGUGACGAUAAAAAGGAGAACGAGACGAAAAGAAAUGAUCAAAGAAUAGAUAAAGAUACAAGCAAUAUCGUAAAUCAAGGGAGUAAAAAACCAGUCGACAAUAGAAAUCAAAACGACAAAAAAGAGGACAGCAAGGAAGAAACUGAUAACAAAAAGUCUGACGAAACUAGACUUGAUAAUGCAACUUCCUGAAUUGGGUUUUGCCUCAACAAGUGACCAACUGAUCAUUGUGAUUCAUCCUCAUUUUUUCCCAUAAUUUUUUUUUUUCACUAUUUUUUUGUACAGUUUCAUUUGCGUUAUGUAUUUUUGAAUGUUUUUUUUUAGUUUUUCUAUACGUUGUCUUCCUUUAUUCAAAUAAUUUUCAUAUUAUUUCUGUGAUUUUUCAUAAAGUGAACAAAAAUGAAUUUCAAAGUUUACGAAAUUGUCUAACAUCAACGAAUUAAAAUUUGAUAACAAAAAAAUUUCAUUGAGAAAAAAGAAAUUGCUCAGUGAGAUAAAUUUAUGUACAAGAAUUAAAUUUUUUAUGUAAUUAGAAGCAAUUUUGAAAAAAUUGUAAGUAAUACGGAAUAAAGACUAAUGUUACUUAACGUAUAAAGAAAAAUAUAAUUAUUCGUGAAUUAUAA
Leptopilina heterotoma is the source of this 3248-nucleotide messenger RNA. Its product is annotated as A-kinase anchor protein 17A-like. The record is from RefSeq and is a predicted model, not a curated record. The coding region runs from base 361 to 2817 and encodes 818 amino acids. The transcript is spliced from 7 exons. NCBI's taxonomy places the organism in Eukaryota, Metazoa, Arthropoda, Insecta, Hymenoptera, Figitidae.